This is a messenger RNA of Eufriesea mexicana, 2808 nucleotides long. RefSeq names its product zinc finger protein 595. NCBI's taxonomy places the organism in Eukaryota, Metazoa, Arthropoda, Insecta, Hymenoptera, Apidae. Gene Ontology annotation, molecular function: DNA-binding transcription activator activity, RNA polymerase II-specific; RNA polymerase II cis-regulatory region sequence-specific DNA binding. Gene Ontology annotation, biological process: regulation of transcription by RNA polymerase II. The transcript has a single exon. The coding region runs from base 1 to 2808 and encodes 935 amino acids. Gene Ontology annotation, cellular component: nucleus. The record is from RefSeq and is a predicted model, not a curated record.
AUGGAAGCACAUGAAAAUGAGCAAUAUGUUACAUUUCCCCUCUCAGGGGUACAUGAUGGUAUGCAAGAUAAUAUUAUAUCUCAUGAAGAAAUAUGUGAACCAGUAGACGAAUGUGUUCUUCAAGAAGGACUCACUGAAGUAUCUGUUACGGAUGUUAAUUCUGGCAUCGCAGAAGCACAGGUUGCAGUUGAAAUUUUAGCAGAACAUUCCGAUGAGGAAGAUGAAAAUCGUGUAGUAUAUCCUAUAUAUAUUAAACAAGAAGAACAACAGCAAUACACAUCUGGAGAUGAUGAAUCAAUGGCUGUGGAAGCUCUCCGACAACUUGGAGGCAUGUAUCCUUGUUUUGAGGACAAAAAAGUAUCAUGCUCAGAUUGCGGGAACCUUUUUACGCAAGCUGAAAUGUCAAAGCAUCAUACUACUUGUUCUGCCAAUAAAUUAUCAUGUGUUACUUGUGGAGAGAGAUUUGAAAGAAAAAUAGAUUUAAAUAAUCAUAUAGUUUGUCAUCAGGUAGAUCGUCCACAUGCUUGCAGAACUUGUGGUAACUUGUUUCGUUCAAAAAACAAUUUAAGAUGUCACAUGUUACAAGUACAUCAGGUAGAAAGACCUCACAAGUGCACCAUAUGUGGAGCAGAUUUUCAGAGGCCUUCUAGUUUAUCUAACCAUAUGAAAAUUCAUACAUAUGUUGCUGGACGUGCCAUUAUGCAAUCACAGGGUAAUAACAUGUCACAAUCGGAGGAAACAUUCAGAAAAUGGCCUGAAAAUAUGGCAGAAACGCAAAACAAUCAAGUGCCAUCUUCAUCUGUACAAACUGUACAAAAUUACGAUACAGUUCAAUGGACAGUUCCAUCUUAUAAUUUUCAGAAUGAACAGUCAGCAGUUAAUACAAUAUCCAAUCCUGAAGAAAAGAUAGAUACUUUACAUGAAUUUACUGUAUUGCCAAAUGGGGAAGUAACACAAUUUGAAUAUACCCAACAAAAUAAUAUAAAUAAUCAAGUCAGUCAACAAUACAAUCUUUCAAUAAACUCAUUUAAUAAUACUGAUACAAUGGUGAAAGUUGAAAGUUUACCAUAUAAUAGUGAAAAUAGGAAGAAUUAUGUAGAAGUUGAAACAAAUGGUACAAAACAUACUUGUAGACAUUGUGGAAUUAGUUUUCCUCGUGCAACUGCACUGGUAUCACAUGAAAAAAUACAUGCAUCUAAAAAUUGGAACAUGCCAAUUGAAUGUGAAUAUUGUGAUAAACAGUUUCAAGAUGGUAAUCAUUUAGCAACUCAUCAAACAACUUGUGCAAAAAAAUUAAUGCAGAAUAAUGUAGAACAAGGUACACCUAAUAAUAAAUGGGGUAAACAUGCAUGUUCUGAAUGUGGCAAAAAAUUUACUACUAAACAAAAAAUGUUCAGGCAUCAAUGGAUUCAUAGGAAAAAAACACAUUCCUGUGAGGUAUGUGGAUCUCAAUUUGAAAAACAAAAUCAAUUAGAUGAACACAGAUUAUCAGCACAUCCUGGUGAUUCUCCAUUUACUUGUUCAGAAUGUGGUAAGAGUUUUGUAUCGCGUCAAGGUCUCUGGGAACAUGGUAGAACACAUGCUGGAAGUCCUGCACAUUUUCAUUGUGAUACAUGUUCCAAAACUUUUUCAUCAAGACAGGGAUAUUUGAUACAUCAUAGAACUCAUACUGGAGAGAGACCAUAUGGUUGUAAAUUUUGUUGGAAAGCAUUUAGAGAUGGUGGAACUUUAAGGAAACAUGAACGUAUUCACACAGGAGAAAGACCUCAUGUUUGCCCUCUGUGUUCAAGAGCAUUUAAUCAAAAAGUUGUUCUGAGAGAACAUGUUCGAUGGGUUCAUGCAGCAGGAAAAAAUGAAACCGAAGUAACUGGACCACCUUUCUCGUGUCCCAUAUGUGGUGCUUUAAAUCAAGAUCGGGAUGAACUAUGUGCACAUAUUGUUAAACAUUCAGACCAGAUGAUAGCAGAAGCAAAAGCUAAAACAAAUAAUAAUACACCGAAAACCAAGCCAGUUAAGAAAAAGACAAAAACAAGUGCAAGUACAAGUUUACAGUUAAAACAGGAAACUGGAAGUCGUAUAAUUCCUAAAUCAGAAGAAACUGAAGCCCUUUUAUCUAUUACUAAAACAGAUAAAUCAGAUGACCAACAACUUUUAGAUGAUAAACAAAAUAAUACUUUCCUUGUAGUUACUACAGAAAAACGUAAUGAAAAUUAUAUUGCAAUAUCUGAACUUAAGUCUGAAAAUGUACAACUAUUAGUUGAUGAGAAACAAGAUGAAAAUAUGCAUAUUUCACAAGCUAAUCAUGAUCAUAGAGAUCCAUUAAAUAUGAUUGCUAUAGAUAAACAGAACAAUAGAACCCAUAUAGUCUCUACAGAGCAACAAGGAAGUGCACUUCACCCUACAACCAGUCAUAAUGAAAUAACUACAAUGCAUUUAAUACAAACAUCAAAACAAACUAAUACUUUACAUUUAAUAUCAAAACAGAAUGAAUCAUUACCUGUUCUAGCAUUACCAAAUCCUCAGAGUCAUGAAAAUUUUUCCAGUCAAAUUGCACAAAUAAGUAACAAUGAUUUACCUAUGGAUAUGGUAACUCAUCAUUCAAAUAGGCAAAAUCAAGAUAUGAAAGAUCACAGUGAAGUUAGACAGGAAUCCUUAAUACAAGAGGGAGCAUCCCAAACAGCUGUAAUACAGGUUGUGCAUUAUCAUCAACAAGAAAGUGAUGAUGGAGAGGAAUUAGUCUGUGGCAUUUGUGGAGAAGAUUUUAAUGAUAAAAAUGUGUUAAUGGAACAUGUUAAAAUUCACAUAUAA